Messenger RNA from Caenorhabditis briggsae, 1098 nucleotides. Gene Ontology annotation, molecular function: protein binding. The coding region runs from base 1 to 1098 and encodes 365 amino acids. The transcript has 5 exons. NCBI's taxonomy places the organism in Eukaryota, Metazoa, Nematoda, Chromadorea, Rhabditida, Rhabditidae. The record is from RefSeq and is a predicted model, not a curated record.
AUGUGGCUGAACCAUCUUCUCCUGGUCUCUUCACCAAUCGAUGGUCAUCAUAACUUCCAUAUCGAUGGUGUUGAGAUGAAACACCACCCCUUCGAUCCAUUCGGAUCACAAGAACUGCCUCAAAAAAUGAGGAAUGAGAAAAGAAAGAAGGAAAUUCAUAGAAGGGAACAGGUCAACCGUUCAAUUGACCAAAUCAUGCCUAUCCGUCUGCUCUCACUUCCCGCCAAGGAUCUUCAAUAUUGUGUCAAUUUAAUGAACGUUGGCGAUCUAAUCGCCUUUUCUCUGUGCUCAAAACAAACCAAAAACCUUGUGAAGUCUUCAAAUCUGGAAGAAAUAAGAACCACUGCAAGAUUUGGUGAAAAUGACUGCAUCGAAUUUGAAAUACUCGCAUGUCAAAGACGUUUCAAUAGAGAAAUACACAAACAAAUCACGUUUUAUCUCCAUAAAAAUCAAUGGAUGCGAGUGGAUCGUGGGAAUGGAAAAGAGCAAUGGAAAUUUACGAGGAGCUAUUGCAUUGCUCAUUUAAUGAGUAUUUUGAAAACUUCAAUGAUUACUUACCUGGAUCUUAUUGAUCUUCACCAAAUACCGUACCUGAAUACUGUCAAGCAAAUCUUCCCAAAAUUUUAUGCCCUUAGUAUCGGUCGAGAUUGUUCAGAUGAGCUCACAAAAAUGGCGAUUUUAAAAUUGGGACCUAUUGCCGAAGAGGUGGAAGUCAAUAAAAUUCCUGUUAUCAAUGAUAUCUCUCAAUUUUUGACAUUGAAUUUGAACUUUCUGCUUUUCAAAGACGAGCAGAGACCACUCAAAUUGAAGUUAAGUGAUUUAUUGAUCCUCAACGUUCGCAGCAUUGCCAGUGUUAAUACCGAUAUCACUGAGAGAGAAUUGAACAGAUUUCUGAAGCUAUGGAUGAAAGGAAAUCAUAGUUUCUAUUGUCCAGAAAAUAUAGAAUUGAUCUCAAAUAAUGCAUUCAAAAUGGAUCAAGUUUUCAAAGGAAUUCAAUAUGAAACUGUUCUAGAAGACCAUUCAUUCCGAUUAAAACGUGGAGACGGAAAGGAACUGAGGAUUAUAACGGCGGGCAACAUUAUGUUUCAAUUUUCAUAA